AUGAAGAUUGGGAUGCUUCUUCAGUUCUAUUUGGCAUCACUUGUCGCUCAAGUUCAAACACUUUUGUUAGCAAUGCGACACAAUCGUCCGUAUUAUUAUUUCACAAGCUAUGUCGUGUUUGUAGUAUUUAGUAUAUACAACCAUAUCCCUUUCUUCAUAGUUAUCGCCCCUCUUCUUGUUUUCAUUCUCUCACUCUUUAUUGCUACCGAUGACUUCCCACAUAUGUACUAUAUGAAACAGUCGCCGUUCUCGGCAACUUUAAUCCAGAAAACGCCAAAGCUACAGGAACCCUACAAAUGCCCUCUUAAAGUGCUCUCGGGCCAUUUAUUGACUACAUACACCUCUCAACGCCCAUCUCCCUAUUCGUUCUCAUAUACUCGUGUAGUUGUUAAUUGCAUUGAUGGUGGCGUGUGUGGGUUAGAUAUCUUAGACAAUGAUAUUCCAGACACUGCCUCGGUAGUUUUAUUAGUGCCUGGUGCAGUUGGUGACACAAAAAGUUUGUACAUCAAGAAAGCAGUCAAAAAGUUCAGUGACGAAGGGUUCCGACCCAUUGUUCUUAUUAAAAGAGGAUUGUCUGGACUUCCUUUGAAAACACCAAAGAUAUACAAUGCACUCAAUUGUGAAGACAUUCAUGACGCCGUCAAGGUGUUACAUCAAAAGUAUCCAAAUGCAUAUGUUAAUGUCGUUGGAUACUCUCUUGGGGCAUCACAAGUUGUUCGACUGUCGUAUCAAUACUCAAGUGAGUUACUUCAGUACAACGUCAAUAGUUGUGCUGGUGUAUGUGUUCCAUGGGGAUUGUCUGCUUUAGAUAUACCAGAUUUGUACUCAAAGAAGUUAGCCGGGGAGUACGUUGACAUCAUUACAAACAACAAAGAAUUGUUUGAGAACGUCGUUGUUGACAACAAAAAGGUGUACGACCUCGACGAUAUCAAAGACAUCAAUUUGACUCAAUUGGAGCAGAAAGUGAUCACCCCAAUGUUUGGGUAUAAAAGUGUUGAGGCUUAUCAUUGGGACGCUGAACAAUGGUUCCAGAACUUACCAUGCACUAAAAUACCGACUUUCACAAUCAAUUCAUUCGAUGACCCAGUUUGCAACGAUCAAAGUUAUUCAUAUUUGAGAGUUAAGGCGAUUUCAGGGUUCAGUCCAUUUGUCAUCACAUCAUAUACUCAACGAGGAGGACAUUGUAUAUUCAGCGAUUCAAUGGAUGAUACAACCCUUUCUUAUGCCGAUGGGAACGUCUCUGCGUUCAUCAAGAGUGUUGAAGAGAUGAACAAAAGUGGAGCUCUUGCGAAUUAUGUGAAAGACGCGGAGGAUCAAUUUAAAUGGAUAAAUGAGUGA
Entamoeba invadens IP1 is the source of this 1338-nucleotide messenger RNA. RefSeq lists its product as hypothetical. The record is from RefSeq and is a predicted model, not a curated record. The transcript has 2 exons. NCBI's taxonomy places the organism in Eukaryota, Evosea, Mastigamoebida, Endamoebidae. Gene Ontology annotation, molecular function: monoacylglycerol lipase activity; acetylesterase activity. Gene Ontology annotation, biological process: medium-chain fatty acid catabolic process; medium-chain fatty acid biosynthetic process. The coding region runs from base 1 to 1338 and encodes 445 amino acids.